CGCAUCGUUUCUGUUUGCAGACCGAAAAAGGAACUUUCCUGGCGUGUUUUCACCCCCUGGUCGGUGACUACACCGACGUGGUUGAACCUCCUCAGAGCUGCCUGCUGUGAGGCACCGGGCGCCUGUCUGUGGGCGAAGCUUAGCGGGGUGACGGGCAAUGGAUUCUCCCUACGCCAACGGAGCCUACAGCCCCCCGUACCCCCCGGCUCCCGCUGCCCCGCAUUACGCCGGCCUGCCACAGGCACGGGGGUACUACUGCUCGGGGCCCCCGCAGCCCCCCUACCUGGUGGAGUCUGCGGGCAUGUACCGGCCCCCGUCGCCAGCUCCCCCCUGGAGCUACGCCACGCCGGACUGCCCCGCCGAAGGGUCCUCUCUCAGGAGGCCGCAGGUUCCUGGCUACUCCCCACCGCAGACCCCGGGAAUGCCCAUCCCGCAGUACCCAUACGGAGACGGCAGCCCGGGGGUCACGGCGCAGGGGCCUCCGCCGCAGCCCCGAGCCCCGGAGGACACGUGGGCUCCUCACGCCGUCUACGGGGCGCAGCCGCAUUACGCCUGGGCCGCCGCCGCUUCGCACGGGAACCCCUUCGCCUCCGAAUCGCAUCUGCCGUGGCCUGGCAGCGGAGCCCCCCCCCUCCCAUCUGCGUGGGACUCGAAGGAUGCUGCUUAUGACAAAGCCGAGCAAAGUGUGAACCAGCACAACUACUACAACGUCGAUCACCAGCACCCCGGGACAAUGAAUGCCCACAGGCCGCCCCCCCUGCCCCCCAAGGUGCAGUACAGCGCACAGCCCCAGAUGUACGACGCUGCACCGCGGAAGCUGUCGGCUAGGAACCGGGAGGCUGGUUCUAAACCUGGUGAGCAGCCUUCAACAAAUUCUGCAGCCAUCCAGCCAGAGAUUCAGAGAAUCCUCCACAUUAUGGGGGAGGCUGAAGAGCUGGAGCAAGAGGUAGAUGAAUUUGUAGGAAAAAAGACAGAUAAAUCCUACCGGCUUCUGGAGGAGAUGUUGACCAAGCUGCUGUUGGAACUGGAUUCCAUUGAGACCGGUGGCCAGGACAGUGUUCGGCAGGCCAGGAAAGAGUCCGUCCACAGAAUUCAGGCCAUACUGGAAACACUGGAAAGAAAGGGAUUGUGAAAGCACAUCAGCCACAACACAGAGCCUGUUGUUGAGGUUCCAAAGAGUUUUAGUUCUGUUAAAUCUCAGCUCUUUCUGCUACGCACUCUUGACAAUGGAAUAGCAAUAAGCCCCGAGUUAAAAAAACAAAAUGAAAAACCAAAACCACCAAAAAUAACCCACCCAGAAGCCCAGCCCCGAUAAAUAACUUGGCAAUGGACAAACAAUGAGAGGCCUGGAGCAGCAAACUGGAUUGUUUGUUUGUUCCAGGUUUCGGAGAAGUGGAAGCACCUGAGGUGCUGACAGUGCAGAAGUCUCCGCGGGGGUCUGCGUCCUCCUCAUCAGCAGGAGGAAGAUGACGGCACAGAGCUGCCCAAACCAGGCCCCUCGGUCGGUGCCUCCUGCAGCCACAGCAGUUCCUCAAACCGCCGCAGCACCUGUCAGAUGUGGUCACCGUGGCACCACUGCGUGCAGCCACGAGCCAAGGCUCUGGGCUGGUUGGUCCCUGCGUGUAUUUUCAGCUUCAGCUUCCUCGCCAUAAAACCUCGUGUGUCGUCGUGGGGUUCUGUUUGGUCUUGGUGUGCUCAGGCAGCGACGCUCAGGCGCUGCAGGAAGGGCCCAGGCUGGCAGCCCUCCGGCACGGGCACACGCCACAUUGCGCUGCUCCUCCUCUCGCCAGGCCGUGGUGUGUGUCCCCCCCUGACACGGGGACGUGGGCUGGGACCUCAGUUCUGGGCUGAAACGAGGAGGUAGAACCAGAGGAACAGUGUCAGAGCAGAGCAAUGCGAGACGGCGGUGUGCUUGGAGAUGCUUUCCGGGUCACUUGGGUGCAAAUCCACUUUCUAUUUGUAACGUCCUUCACACGCUGCAGGUUCCAUAUCCCACUCGAGAGCUGGGAGCAGCUCGGCCCACUGUUAACCUGGUCACAACGUGUUGAGUCAUUACUCUGUGUGACGAGAUAAUAAACCCUGACA
This is a messenger RNA of Athene cunicularia (burrowing owl), 2085 nucleotides long. It is a transcript of the gene BAG4, whose product is annotated as BCL2 associated athanogene 4. Gene Ontology annotation, molecular function: adenyl-nucleotide exchange factor activity; protein-folding chaperone binding. Gene Ontology annotation, biological process: protein stabilization. The record is from RefSeq and is a predicted model, not a curated record. Lineage: Eukaryota; Metazoa; Chordata; Aves; Strigiformes; Strigidae. Bases 158 to 1132 code for a protein of 324 amino acids. The transcript is spliced from 4 exons. Gene Ontology annotation, cellular component: cytoplasm; cytosol; nucleus.